AAUGCCUCUGUCGCACAUCUCCACCUCCGGGAGGUUCUUGUCCCGACUCUCCUCCACGAUCUUCUUCAGAGACUUGGACAUGUUGUCUUCUGGAAACAGUCACAGCGGCUGAGAGGCGGUGAGGCGCAUGGAACUUUGUUUCAACCGCCAUUACACUCCAGAGAAGAAGAAGUGACAGCAGUCACGUGUCGUAAUGGAGGGCGUGCGGGUGCUCGAGCUGUACAGCGGGAUAGGAGGGAUGCAUUAUGCUUUAAAGGAGAGCGGCAUACCGGCCCAGGUUGUGGCUGCCAUCGACAUAAACACCACAGCAAAUCAAAUCUACAAGCACAAUUUCCCCGACACCGUCCUCUGGAGUAAGACCAUUGAGGGCAUAACACUUGACGACUUCAAUAGAUUAUCUUUUGACAUGAUUUUGAUGAGCCCUCCUUGCCAGCCGUUCACCAGGUUAGGACUUCAGGGUGACAUCGCUGAUCCCAGAACCAAGAGCUUCCUCUACAUCCUUGAUCUUCUGCCAAGGCUGUGCCGGCCGCCCCGCUUCAUCCUGCUGGAGAAUGUGAAAGGCUUUGAGACCUCAUCUGCCAGGGAACGUUUGGUGAAAACACUGACAGACUGUGGAUACACUUUCCAGGAGAUCAUGAUCUCUCCCACCAGUGUUGGGAUCCCAAAUUCAAGACUGCGUUAUUUCCUGCUCGCCAAGAUUUCAACAGAAAACUUCAGCUCAAAGAUUUUAGAUGCCUUUCCACAUCCUGCUGAGAGUGAUUCCCCUGAGCAGCCCACAGUCUUGAGUCCUCCCCACCCAGGUACCUGCCAGCCAGAGGAGGACCUGCAGGGCGGUCAUUUCCUGUAUAAACUAGAGACAACGCUGGAAGUCCAGAGGAAGAUGAGUCAGAACAACGAUCUGUCCGUCAGGCAGAUCCAAGACUUCCUGGAACCACAGAUGGAAGUAGACAUGGAACAGCAUCUCCUUCCUCCUAAAACACUGCUGCGGUACGCUCUGAUCUUGGACAUUGUUCGGCCCACCUGCAGGAGGUCUGUCUGCUUCACCAAAGGCUACGGGCGGUAUGUGGAGGGAACUGGCUCAGUGCUGCAGUGCUGCACGGAAACAGAGAUGGAGAGUGUGUUUAAAGGUCUGGACCAGUGCUCUGAAGAUGAGAAACUCCAGCGGCUGUCGAAACUGAAGCUCCGGUAUUUCACUCCCAGAGAAGUUGCCAACCUCAUGGGCUUCCCUCAAACCUUCUCCUUCCCGGAGCACGUCACCACCAAGCAGCAGUACAAAGUCCUAGGAAACAGCCUGAAUGUGGUGGUGGUGGCCAGACUCCUACAGCUGCUCGUCUCCUAGCACCUGAAGGAGGAGACCAUCCUGUGUGUCAUCCUGUGUGUCAUUGUGGAUACACGUCAUAGAGAGCUCUCGUCCCAGUGGACAUGUACAUAGUCUACUCAGUGUUGCAGAUGUUAAAUGUUGGAACAUUGUAAGUUACAUGUUUCUGACAUUUCACUUCAAACAGUGCAUGGCUGCACAUGAAUGUUUUGUUUUUUAU
Epinephelus fuscoguttatus (brown-marbled grouper) is the source of this 1538-nucleotide messenger RNA. It is a transcript of the gene trdmt1, whose product is annotated as tRNA aspartic acid methyltransferase 1. The transcript has 12 exons. Bases 194 to 1339 code for a protein of 381 amino acids. The record is from RefSeq and is a predicted model, not a curated record. Gene Ontology annotation, molecular function: methyltransferase activity. Lineage: Eukaryota; Metazoa; Chordata; Actinopteri; Perciformes; Serranidae.